AUGAGAAGAUAUCAGCAAACCCAAGCUGGUGGAAUAGACGGUAUCAUAAAAAGCUGGAGAGGACAUAUCAAAUCGGGAAUCAGAAUCACAAACGAGAAACAACGAGGCAGCACUAGACAUCCUACGCAAAGCCUAGGACAAUCUGAACCUCAAGAGCAAACCCAAUUAAAGAAAAACGAGUGGAGGACAACCAACACUUCCUUCAGAAAUCCGCUCCAAGCGCGACCUCCUCCACCUCCAAGACCUAAUCAGAGCCUAGCUCUCUAG
Molecule: messenger RNA, 267 nt
Organism: Arabis nemorensis
Lineage: Eukaryota; Viridiplantae; Streptophyta; Magnoliopsida; Brassicales; Brassicaceae
Source: the annotation of a GenBank genome assembly